GUGCAUGAGAAAAAUAAUUUAGACCAUAAGGCUAUUGUGACAGUUACAUCUGUUGUUAUAAAGACAGUGACAUGUACUGUGGACUUUGAAAGUAUGGUUUCACAAUUCAGUUUUAGUUAGAGUUUCCUCUUCAAAGAGUCUGAACCUUUUCUUCCAUUAAUGCGGAACUGUUGGUAUUGCAGUUAUUUCAGUGCUGGUUUGUAUGAUGGUAUUAUAUCACAUGCAAAUGUGUUAAAUGGGUUCGCCCGGUGUUUUACACUUAAAUUUGAAUUUUUAGGGAGAAAAGCUUUAGAUUUUUUCACUUAGUUGAAUAUAUGUGUAUGUGUACCAUACGUCCACAAAGUGAAAAGAAAGAGACUGACCCAAUACUAGAUGCAAUGAUAUAGAAUUCAUAUAUUUAUUUGAGACACCUCAGGCUGGAGCGUAUAAAUUUAAAUUUUAUGCUCCAAGAGUGGAACAUGUAAACUAAAUUCAAGUUCAGCACAAGGAUUUGAUCAAAAUAUCAACAAGUUGGUUAUUUGAACUGAUAGCCUCAAUAGUUAUUUCCUUACCGAACAACUUGUACCUCACAAAUUGAUAAAUCAAUCUCUAUAUAUUUAGUUUGCUCAUAAAACAUUGGACUACUAGUAAUGUGGAGAGUUGUCUAAUUAUCACAAUAUAGCUUCAUUAGCUCAAUUUCACAAAACGUUAGUUGUUGAAGGAGUUUUUUGAUCCACACCAACUCACACGUGGCCAAGGCCAAACCUUAUAUUCUGCUUAUGUGCUAAAAUGAGCAGCAAUAUUUUUUUUGCUUUCCCGAGGUGCAUUUCCCCCACUUGAGAUAUAAAACAGAGAAAUAUAGUUCUAAAGGGCUUAAAAAAAACCUUCUCAUGUUCUAUUAUUUAUAUAGAUGAAUAUUUGAUACAAUAGAGAGAUGGAAGGUGAAGGGAUUGUCCUAGACUGCUAGGAACAAUCAUUAUAGAUAAACCAACACACAACUCCCUACUUUAGGCUCUACUAACUAUACUAAUCAUAGGUAAACUUAAUAAUUACUCUAACACCCCCAAUGGAUACACAAUGCGUUGUAGUAGAGCUCCUAUUAAUAGGAGACCCUACCUAAUCAAACAUCAUAAUACAGGGAAAUUUGAGUAUCUCCUCUAUCCUCAUACAAUAGCCCUUGUGAGUCUUCUUAAUAUACUUGAGAAUGCAAAUCACAACAUUCCAAGCAUCAACAUGAGGAGCUGUUAGGAACCAAGAAUUGAAAAAGAGAAAGAAAGAAAGGUUUUUAUUGAAUAGAAUGGAAGAAACAAGAAAUAGGAGAGCACUUUCUCCUUCAAGGGCUUCCCCUUCACAUAGAGCUAAAGCCUAAUCUACAAAAUUUACCUACUUCCCCUCUCCUCUCCUUCUUUCCUAUUUAUAUCUAACUAACACCUCAAGUAACUGACUCAUGAAUAUUCUGACUAUCUUAACUAAUAUAUCUUCAUUGUGUAUCCUAACAAUACACUCCAAAAAUCAACCUUGUCCUCAAGGUUGGAAUAGUGGAAGCUAGAUCCCGUGACUCAUCUUCAUCACCGUGAUCUUUAUCUACUCUUCCUGAAAGCAUUAUGAUACUGUCCUAUCAUAGGGAGGGAACCCACUAGCUAGUGCAUGUAAAUUCAAUUAUGGAGAUAUGGGUGGUGGUGGGGAUGAGAGUGGUUUUUGUGUAGAAGUUUAUGAAUUCAGUAAGUUGAAAUUCCAAGAUUCCAAUGUCAUUGAUGCUCCUAUCACCUUCAUUAUCAAAUCUAGGUUCAACAAUGAUUUCUUAUUCAUAUUAUGUGAAUCUGAAUUUGGGAAAAAAAUAUGAUUGGUUGCAUCUCCACCUUCAACUUUCUUAUUGGUUAACUCUACAAUUGGGUUAUCAAGAAACUGAUCUUCACAUCCCAUAAUCUUCACUCUCUUUAUUGAUGCAUCCCCUCCUUCAUCCAUCAUAAUUUUUUUUUUCUUACAAAUCUUUGGUUUUUUCUUCAGUAUAGAGGGUGUGAUUCUUGCAGACUUUUUUCAUAAUGGUCAUGUCAACUUUUAUCUCUGCAACUACCUUCUUUUGUUCACUAGCCCAUCUUUCCAAUGCACCCAAAUGACUUUCCAUAAUGACCCUUCGCAGCAGAUCCAGCAUGUUAGGCCAAUUUGUAACGUAAAAAAUUGAAAAGAGAAAGAAAAUGAAGGUUUUUAUUGAAUGUAAUGAAAAUAAUAAGAAAUAGGAGAACACUCUCUCCUUCAAGGGCUUCCCCUUCACAAAGAGCUAAAACACCAUCUACAAUUUCUCCUCCUUCCCCUUUCCUCUCAUUCUUUCCUAUUUAUAUCUAACUAACACCUCAAGUAGCUGAUUUGAGUGUUCUGACUAUCUUAACUAAUUUCUCUUCUUUGUGUAUCCUAACAUGAGCUUGCAUAAAUUGACUAAGAUUCCCAUUGCAAAGGAAAUAUAUAAUGAGUUUUCCAACCAUUCUUUUAUACCAUUUUGGAUUUGAAUAUGGUUUACCUUGCUUUGCUAUCAACUUUUGAUUUGGACCCAUGGGGAUGUCAAUGAGCCUACAAUCCAUCAAGCUUGUUUUUUCCAAGAUAUCCAAGGAAUACUAUGUCUACGAUGAAGAUAAGCAAUGGUGAUUGAAAAUAUACAUAGAAUGAGAAUUUUAAGUAGAUCAACUACCUUUUUUGUAAAAGCAAUGGGCCAAGCGAAGUUUCAUCAUGAGAAUGAGACGUGGAAGAGGGAUAUUUUGUGUGUGAAGUUGAUGAAGGAAAGGGAUUAGAAGAGUAUCAAGGUAAUGUAGGUCUAGCUCUCUAUGUCCUUUGUUGUUAUGUAAUGAGAGGAGGUGAACAAUUUCAACUAGAUUUUGAGUUGAAGCGUGAGGUUGAUCAUGUCCUUGCUUUGAGGUGUGAAUUUGAGAAAUGGAAUAUUGUAGUGUUGGAAGUCCCACAUCGAUUAAAGAUAAGAUCCAUUCAUAAUAUAUAAGUAGGUGCAAAUCUCACCUUACAAGUCAGAUUUGUGAGGUUGAGUAAGAUUUAAAGUCCAUUUCUUAACAUGGUAUCAGAGCCAUGAGUUAGAGUCUGUCCUAACGAAAUUUGUUGUUAGUUGGUCUAAUGUUCCAUCCUCUAUUAGACCACUCAUUAAUGUCAAGUUUCACGCACGAGAUUUAUAUACUUCGACAUGAGGGGUGUGUGUUGGAAGUCUCACAUUGACUAAAGAUAAGGCCAUUCACAAUAUAUAAGUGGGUGUAAACUUUACCUUACAAAUCGAUUUUGAGGUUGAGUUAUGUUUAAAGUUCACUUCUUAACAUGUAGGAAGUCACAUUUAAUAGCUCUUAUAAAAAUGUUUGUUUAGACUUGGAGAGAGACAUCAUGUACAAAAAAUGUGCAACCAAAGACUUUGGGAGAGGCAUGAUUGCAAUGGAACAUUAAAGAAAUGAUUGAAUAGGAAACUUAUUUUCAAGAAGGAAGAGCGCAUCCUAUUUAGUAGGAAACAAGUAGUGAUAAUUGUAUCACCCCAAUUAUGGAUUGGAACAUUUGCAUUAAACAUUAAGGUGUGUGUAGGACUUACAUACUGAUGCAAAAUGCCUUUCAAGGAUAAAAAAAAGCCUUUCAAGAAUAAAAACGAGAAAGUUUAGUAGAGAAACAUUGUGACAUUGUGACUUCUAAGAAUUUCAAUUAUUCUUCUUUGGAAUUGGUUCUUGAUCUCGUUGAAGAAAAACAUAAAAUAGACAAAAGUUUAGACUGGUAUUUCUUGAAAUAUAUCGUAGUUCAUUGAGAAUAUUUAUCAAUUAAUGUUGCAAAAUAUCUAAAACUUAAAGAUGUUACAUGAUCUAGACCCCAAAUAUCUGAAUUCUUGGUAGAAGAAAUUGAGCUACAUCUUUUUUUUUUUUUUUUAGUUUGUUAGCAAAAGAGGACAGUAUAUAUUUGCCUAGUUGACACAAUUCCAAGUCUAAAGUUUCAGCUAUUAUUUUCAUAUUUUUGCUUAACUUAGAUGAUCCAAAUGACCAUGCAAAAUAUUUUGGAGGUGAAGCAACUAGACAAGACAGAAGGGUUGGUUUCCAAUAGCAAAGACAUUGUGAUUCAUGUUCUAUGUCAAUUAGACUACCAUUACCAUGUUCACAUAUAUGACAAAGGAUUUUGAAUAAAGUGUUAUUGUUAUUGAGCAAUUUAAGGUGCCAAUGUGAUUUAUAGAGAUAGAAUUAUAAGGACAGCUAGGGAUAUAAAGAACAAGGUUUAAAUUUGAGGAGAAAGAGGAAUUUGACUGACUUAUUGAGACAACUCUGGACGUAUUAGCUAGGGUAACAAGGUGAGGGAAUUUAGGUGAAGAAAUAGAUGAAAACUAGGAAUUAUGACCAAAAAUAUGGUAAAAAGCACUUGAAUCAACUAUCCAUGAACCUUGACUCUCUGCCAAUUGAGAGAUAUAUUGGGGCUUGAUUUGAUGCCAAAGAUGAUCGGUUGUGGUUACUGAAUUUUAUUGUGAGAUAUUUGAUACACAAAAAAAAUGUUUCCGAUUUGGACAAAGGUGCUGCCUUGUUAGGAUUUUCAUGCAAUGAAUAAAACAUUUAUUUAAUAUGCCCCAUCCUGAUAGGUUCAAGGAAAAUGUUUAUAUUAGGAGAAACAAAAGGGACAAACAAUUAUAAUUGUCUUUGGGUAGGUUUCAUUGUCUCAGACUUUCAUAAAGUCUAUGUAGACAGUUGUUUUUAGCAGUUUUUCAUUGUUUUUGUACAAGAAUAGGAAGAGUGGAGAGUCUGGUUCUCUCGAAUAACCAGAAAUUGUAUGUGUUUGGUUUCUGCCACAUUGGAGGAAACCUGGUUUGUUUUUGGAAUUAAGAUCUGCAGUUUCUAAAACAUCUCAUUAUAGGUCUGAGAACCUAUCAUUGGUAUUCAGAGCCACUUUCUUGGGGCUGUGGUGGUUGUGCGGCAUGGUCAAUACGAGAAUGGAAGCAAGAUUGGAUGGAUUAGAGCGCAUAGUGCAAGAACAUGAACUUGAAAAUCAGAGAAGGUUCCAAAGAUUGGAGGAAAUGCUUACGGGGCUGUCAGGGUUGGUGGAACGUUUCACAUCCUCUGAUAAAACAAACAACAAAUAGUGUUUCUGUUGUUCAGGAAGGUAGUAAUGAAGGAGGGACUGGAAGCGGACGUUCAGGAAUGAUUGGGGAAAAAUGGAGGAAGUUGGAAAUUCCUGUGUUUGCUGGGGACGAGGCUUAUGGGUGGACCAAUAGAUUAGAGAGGUAUUUCCAUUUGAAAGGGGUUACUGAGGAGGAGCGAAUGAAGGGUGUUAUGGUGGCAUUGGAAGGGAAAGCUUUGAAUUGGUUUCAAUGGUGGGAAACCUGCCAUCCGCAUCCAACAUGGGAAACCUUCAAAGAUGCGGUGGUUAUUAGAUUUCAGCCAACAAUGUUGCAGAACCCAUUUGAAGUUUUGCUUGGCUUGCGUCAAACUGGACCUAUAGGGAAAUAUAUUGAGCAGUUUGAACAAUAUGCAGGGUUCAUGAAAGGAAUGCAACAAGAUUACUUGGUGGGCAUAUUCUUGAAUGUGCUGAAGGAAGACAUAAAGGCGGAGGUUAAACUUUAUGAACCCCAAAAUCUUGCUCAAAUGGUGGAGGAAAAGGUUAGAGUCAUCACCAAGGGGGACUCUCUCACUGUGCAACUUCAAAGUAACACCUAUAGACAGUUGCCACCUACUUGUAGUUACUCAAAGGAAGGGGGAAAUUCAGUGUGUUUUACCAACUCCAAUAGAGGAAGUGGAGAGAGCAGUGGCUGUGUGAGCACAAUCAAUAGUUCUCCUGUUGGGACUCAACAACGAGGGACACCAUUUAGAAAAUUGUCCCAAGAAGAAUUGCAAGAUAAGAUAAAAAAGGGUUUAUGCUUCAGGUGUGAUGAAAAGUUUGGGCAAAUCAUACUUGCAACAAUAAACAGCUUCAUAUGUUGCUUAUUUUGGAAGAGGAAAUGCAGGGGUUAGGGAAUCUGCUGCCUGCAUUCAUAAAGAAUUUCCAGAAUUACUCCUUGAGGAUAAGGUGCACCUUCAUGGAGGGGGUGUUGAUAGGUUUGAUACAGUUUACAAAAUAAGGAAAAAAGAAGGUAGUUCGUCCAGUUGAAAACACCUCUCACCCAUUGAAAACUGCUAGGAAGAUGCUACUACCAUCAAUGAGUUUCUUGCUUUUCACCUUGAGGACAAGGUGAAAGUUCAUGGAGGAGGUAUUGAUAGGUUCAAGGAAAAUGUUUAUAUUAGUAGAAACAAAAGGGACACACAAUCAUAACUGUUUUUGGGUAGGUUUUAUUGUCUCAGACUUUUAUAAAGUCUAUGUAGGCAGUUGUUUUUAGCAAUUUUUCAUUGUUUUUGUACAUUCUCAAAAGAAUAGGAAGAGUGGAGAUCUGGUUCUCUCGAAUAACCAGAAAUUGUAUGUGUUUGGUUUCUGCCACAUUGGAAGAAACCCGGUUUGUUGUUGGAAUUAAGAUUUGCAGUUUCUAAAACAUCUCAUUAUAGGUCUGAAAAUCUAUCACAUCCUUUUACAAUAUGAGCAUUGGGGAUUAUGGCUUCUGCCACCAUGUUUUCAUCUAAUUCUUCAACUUCCUCUUUCCUUAGUAGAUACCAUUGUUUAAAAUGUGGUAGUUUUAGACGAACUCCUAUUUUUUAGUGUUGGAACACAAGACGUGCAGUGUUAGGUUCUUUUGAUCAAGAACCUAUAGAACGCACACAGUACACGCACCCAACACACAACUCAGAACUGUAUAACCUCUGUAUAUUGCCAAACAAUGAUGAAUACAAGAUACCCAGAGAGCUUAACCCCUCCCCAAAGAACUCCAAGAGUUCCCGCACAAAACAAUAAUAUUCAAAAACUGACUCUCCCAAAGCACCCCAACCCCUUAUAUACAAACUUCUUCCUAACUACCUCCUAACUACCAGUAGAGGCCUAACAUGCAGUGAAGUUUUCCAUUGAAAGAAUUUCAUGACCUGUCAAAAUUUGGUGACAAAUAUGAUUAAAAUAUCAAUUCAUGGCAUGCAAGUCCUACACCAUGAACAAUUUUUCAGGUUUCUUCAUUUCACCUGCAAAAUUUGCUUCCAGAAACAAUUUCAAUUGUUCAACUGCAGAUUGAGCUUGAGCAACUAAAGUGUCAUGAUCAAAUAGCUGGAAAGAUGCUAACUUUUUAGCUGAAUCAUAUAGGUGUUAAAUAUCAUUGGCAGAGAUAUUUUGAGCCUUCCUCCAAAAGGAGUUAUUUUGUUUUGAAAGUCCUUAUGUUUCCUCAAUUGUUGGGCUUUACAAAUUGACUGUCUGAUGACACUUGGAUAUCUUUCUCUAAAUGAUCACGAUAUUCCUGACCAGAGAACCGUAGUUCUAUAAAAGUUGACCAAGGUAGAUAGUUUUGCCAUAAAGUUUCUCUGAAGUUAUGGUUGGAGUUCUAAAAGUGGAAAAAACAGAACCAAAAUGAAACAUGUUGCUGGAGCAUAGAGAAAAUUAAAGCCAAGGAAGAAGGGGAACACAGACUCACUUUCCAAACAAAAAAGAGAAGGAAUGUGAAACCAUUUUUGCCUCUGGGACCAGCCAAAAUGUGUUGUUUUCGAUGAUGUGGACUGACCUGUGGUUCACCAGAAAUGUUGCCAGGGGCAGAUGGUGGCCAGGGACUGGAAUAGCUAGUGGGAUUGGAACCUGCUCCAAUAUCAACUUAAAUAUGAAGUUUGGAGAGGAAAACUUGAGUUUUCCACUCAUCUUUAACGUAUAUGUGUGUGUAUAACAACUGUAAGAAAAGGUACACUGAUAACACCUCUGCAGACUGUUGCACCUGCUAAAAUGGCUAAGCAGGAAAAGAAAAAGAAAGACUGACCCAUUACAA
This is a messenger RNA of Vigna radiata var. radiata (mung bean), 7807 nucleotides long. RefSeq lists its product as uncharacterized. The coding region runs from base 4962 to 5936 and encodes 324 amino acids. The transcript has a single exon. NCBI's taxonomy places the organism in Eukaryota, Viridiplantae, Streptophyta, Magnoliopsida, Fabales, Fabaceae. The record is from RefSeq and is a predicted model, not a curated record.